Messenger RNA from Triticum aestivum (bread wheat), 1587 nucleotides. RefSeq names its product transcription factor BHLH6. Gene Ontology annotation, biological process: regulation of DNA-templated transcription. Gene Ontology annotation, molecular function: sequence-specific DNA binding; DNA-binding transcription factor activity; protein dimerization activity. The record is from RefSeq and is a predicted model, not a curated record. Lineage: Eukaryota; Viridiplantae; Streptophyta; Magnoliopsida; Poales; Poaceae. The transcript has 5 exons. Bases 101 to 820 code for a protein of 239 amino acids. Gene Ontology annotation, cellular component: nucleus.
GGAGAGAGAGAGAGAGAGGGAGAGAGAGAGAGAGGGAGAGAGAGAGGGAGAGAGAGAGAGAGGGAGGAGAGUAGAGCAGAUCUAGCACAGUAGCAGAGCAAUGGAGUCCGACAUGGACGUGAGCUUGGAUUUCUCUUGGGAGGCCCUGGUGCUCGAGCUCGGCGGCGCAGAUAGCAUGUACCUGCCGGCCGAGGACUCUCUGUCCGGCCUGUACGACGAAUCGACGAGCUCGCCGGACGGAGCCACCUCGCGGUCGACCAAGGCAAGCAGCUUGGAGAGAAAGAACAUAAUCAACGAGAGGCACCGGCGAAGGAUGCUCAACGAGAAGCUUUACGCCCUUCGCCGUGUCGUUCCAAACAUCACCAAGAUGGACAAGGCCUCCAUCAUCCAGGACGCCAUCGCCUACAUCGAGGAGCUGCAGGAGCAGGAGCGCCAGAUUCUCGCCGCCCUCGGAACCGACUGCUGCACCGCCGUGGCCAAGGCGGACGACGCCGCCUCGACCGGCAGCAACGCAGAGGACCAUGGCGUCGGCUCCUCGCCGCGGAAGAAGAUGAGGAGGACUACCUCUGCCUCCUCCAUUAACGGCGCCUUCUCUUCUCCUGCUCCUGCCACGCAUCCGGUUCAAAUCCUCGAGCUGGAGGUAACGCAGGUAGCGGAGGAGUUGACAAUGGUGAGCAUGCGACAUGGCAAUGCCCACAACGCCAUUGCGAAGGUGUGCGAGGCACUCGAGUCGCUUUGUCUCAAGGUCAUCUCGACAAGCAUCACCGCCGUGGCCAGUGGCAUCGUCCACAACAUGUUCAUUGAGUGUCGUAUGGAAUAGAAGCUCCAGGUUUAGUGCCUCUCCUAGCAACACAAUCUUUCUCUACUCUAUGGAGCCAAUGUUUCUCAGGACUUUUUGUUUUAUGAUUUUAACCAUCUUCCUCAUCAAUUACACAAAUGAGGAUCCGUUUGUCAAUCUGUCUUGUAAGGCAUGUGUCCGGCAUGGCCCAUCAAAAUAUUUUAGGUUCCCUAUUCUUGAGGUGCGUGACUUCUAAACAUAUGAGGUUAGUCUAGUUUGUACUGGCUUGGCAUUUUGCACAUCAUCGGGUAGAUGAAGAAACAUCAAGAUGUGAAGAAUGGAGCAAAUGUCGACCUAGAACUUUUACAGGGCUUUUGGCAUUAGUAGGGAUCUUUGUGUUUUAUAUUUAUUUCUGGUUUUCAAUCUACCAUACCUUCCUUUGUGAAUCGCUAAAGCCCGAUAAUUGUUUAACAUAUUUGAUAAUUAUGCUUGAUUAUGUAUCGUAGUCACAUGUCCUUGCAUGAAAACUUGUUAGACAUGUGUUUGCUAGUGCUUUCUAGGCACGAUUUGUCUCUCAAAGAAAAUUUUGUGAGGUCUAUCUCAUGAAUUAGGUCGUGGUUCACUAAGGCUAUUUGGGAUGGGAUUUUGCUAAGUUUUUUUUGGCCAAGCUUCAGUUUGAAAAAGAGUCAGGAUUGAUCCUAAUGUUCAUGCACAAUAGGAAAAGUAAGGUCAGGCUAGGGCUACAGCUGCCCAGACUUUAUCCUGACAUCUCUCUUGUUAUUGGGUUUAUAUGCAAUUCAGCCUAUCGA